AUGGCUUCUACUAAAAAGGAUGACCGAGGGAUAACUAUGGAAGAGGGAGAAGAGAAGAAAGCUAUGAAUUUAGAUACAAUUCUAGUAAAUGAAAUUGGCCAAAUAGGUUGGUUCCAAUUACGGAUAAUGGGUUUGGCUAUAUCGAUGGCCAUCUUUGCUGCUUGGGCUGCUGCUGAAUUUAAUUUUACGACCGCACGUAUUCCUACCAGAUGCCUUAUUCCAGAGUGUGAGACAGAGGAAUCGUUUGACUUUAGAGCUUCGUGGGUUCUCAACGCUAUUCCACAAGCUGGAAAUUCCUUCGAUCAAUGUAGGCGCUACCGAAACAUUAGUUCCACCAUUACCCGGCAAGAUAAUUGCCCGGCUGAGUGGUUUAACUCUGAUAGUAUCAAAGACUGUGAAGUGCAUCUCUAUGAGAACACAGAUACUGUCGUCCAUACUUUCGGACUAGCUUGCGAUGAAUGGCGCCGCACAUUAAUUGGUUCAAUUCGAACGCUUGGUACAUUGGUGGCACUCCCGAUCACAGGUUACAUCUCGGAUCGCUGGGGUCGCCGAACUGCUCUUAGCAUCAACGGUUUCACUACAGCUUGGAUGGGUAUCGUGCGUUACUGGUCUAACACUUACGUCGGUUUUCUAAUUUCUGAAGUAGUAGAAUCCAUGUUCUCCGGAGGAUUUUCUUGUGCCUAUAUAAUAUUGAUGGAGCUGAUGGGUCCUAAAUAUAGAGUAGCGGCUGGAGCAUCCUUGAACACAUCAUUUUCGAUUGGCUUAGUGCUCCUUGGCUUCAUAGCGUGGGGUGUGCCAGACUGGCGAAACCUAACCCUUGCGCUUUACAUCCCACAGCUUCUUACUUUCUCAUAUUUCUUCCUCAUGGCUGAAUCAGUUAGGUGGUACAUGAGUAAAGGUCGUUUUGAGGAAGCAGAAAAAGUCCUCAAAAACGCAGCGCGUGUCAAUAAAAAAGAGCUCUCAGAGAAAUCUUUGGAAUUACUGAGAGAGCACGCUCUAGAAGAGGAGAGGAAGAAGGCUGAUGAAUUAGCUCGAAGUGAACCUGAGCCAUGGCUGGUGGUGCUGGUGUUCAGACACAAGAGGAUCCUUGUAAGAUGCAUGGUGUCUCCGGUCUGGUGGAUCACAACGACGUUCAUCUACUAUGGCAUGUCCAUCAACGCGGUCAACAUGUCCGGAAACCGGUACUUGAACUACGUGGCGGUGUCUGCGGUGGAGAUCCCCGGCUACUGGGCUGCGGUGGUGCUGAUGGCAAGGAUCGGAAGAAAGCCUGUGCUUAUUUGCGCCUUCUGGGUUUGCUGUGCUUGUCAGAUUGGAUACAUCUUUAUACCUAGUGACCAGUACGCCGCCUCCUUGUCGCUGUACCUGGUGGGCAAGUUCAGCAUCGCGAUGGUGAUGACGUCCAUCUACGUGUACACAUCCGAGCUCUACCCCACCAAGUACCGCCACAGCCUGUUCGCCUUCUCCUCCAUGAUUGGCAGGAUUGGCUCCAUCGUCGCCCCACUCACGCCGGCUUUUGGUGCCGCGGUUUGGGAUGACCUUCCGUUCGCACUGUUCGCUGGGUUCGCAUUCAUCUCUGGUUUGCUGGUGCUGGUGACUCCAGAGACGCUCGGCACCAAACUACCGGACACUAUGGAAGAGGCAUCCAAUCUAGGCCUUAAGAAGACUGACCCUUGA
Messenger RNA from Pararge aegeria (speckled wood butterfly), 1674 nucleotides. RefSeq names its product organic cation transporter protein-like. The record is from RefSeq and is a predicted model, not a curated record. Lineage: Eukaryota; Metazoa; Arthropoda; Insecta; Lepidoptera; Nymphalidae. Gene Ontology annotation, molecular function: transmembrane transporter activity. Gene Ontology annotation, cellular component: membrane. Gene Ontology annotation, biological process: transmembrane transport. Bases 1 to 1674 code for a protein of 557 amino acids. The transcript is spliced from 6 exons.